AUGGGUAAUGUUUUGGAUAAUGAAAAGUCCUUCUAGAUUACCAAAGAUUUUACAUUUUGCCAAAAUCUGUCUCAUCGUCAAUUAGGAAAUAUAAAAAUUCAUGAGUACAAGGAGAACAAGGUAUGUAUAAAUGAAUGUAAGAAAGAAAAUUAGAGUGUUUGAAAUACAUUUGGGAACUACUUCUAAAUAGGAGAUGGACAAUUAUUGUAAGAGAUUCGAGAAUAGAAAAUAAUGGAAGAAUGCCAAUUUGGUCAGAUUGUUACAUUUUCAUGAAAAUAGCAAUUCGAUGAUGUGUGCUGAUGUGUCUCAAGCAAUAAUAAUUGGGGAAUACUACUAGAUGACUUUGAAUUCAGAGGCCGAAUAGAAGUACUUAUAGAAUUUGAAUAAGUUUUACCUAAUCAUUUAUGUUUAAUGAAUCAAGAUUGUGGUUGAUAGCCUAUCAAAUAGUAAGUGCCUGUGCUUUUUUGGAAGAGAAGGGGAUGCAUCACGGAGAAUUGAAGACUCAGACAAUCUAUUUGGAUGAAUCAGAGAACAUCAAGUUGAUAGUAAGAAUUGAUUAAAAUGAAAAGGAACACAGUUUCUUGCCUAAUCAUCCAGAUGCAUAUAGUAAAGCGUUUAUUCUGGACGAAUUUCACUUGUUGCCUCCUGAAUAACUGGAGGAAUUAAAACAAUCGAUUCCAGCUAGUUAGAAGAGUGGAGUGAAGGGAGAUGUAUUUACUUUGGGAUUGAUUCUGUUGGAGUUGGCUGCUCAAUAAUGUAAGGAUUGCCGAUAUGUUAAGCCUCGUCUGCAUACUAUAAUUGGUAGAAGAAGGUGGUAGAUCUGGAGUAGGUGAAGAAGAUGUGCGAUAUGCUGCUGUGUUUGGGAUAUUCGAGCAUAUUUUAGAAGUUGAUUUUGCAGAUGAUUGAGGAGUGUGAGAAAAGACCAACAUUUGUGGUGAUAAGGGAUGGAUUAUAGAGAUUGGAGAAAGAUAUUUUGGGAGGCAUUCAAUUUUACAAGAAUCACAUCAAAUAGGAAAAGAUGAAUGAAGCUAAUAAAAAAUAGUUUCAAACAUUUGGAUAAAAAAUGUGAAUACCAAA
Molecule: messenger RNA, 1077 nt
Organism: Paramecium octaurelia
Lineage: Eukaryota; Ciliophora; Oligohymenophorea; Peniculida; Parameciidae
Source: the annotation of a GenBank genome assembly